AUGGGGGCAACCGGAGCAGAGAGCAGCUUGCGAUCCCAGCCCUUGUUUUCAAAUGCAGCUUUCCGCAGAGACCACGGCUACUCUGAGCUGAGGGCUGGCACCUGCAGCUUGAGUCAGCCUUUCUGGGAGGAAGAGGGUGAUCUUGAGAAACAGAACCAGAAGUGUGAGUCCAAUUCGCAAGCCCCGACGGCUGUCCGCGCCCUGCGGGGUUCUCUGGCCCUCUCAGCCUUCUCGCUGCAGGCUGGCUCAACCCCCGACGGCUUUGCGGCCCUGAGCCAACCCCACCACCCUCGGGAGAACUAUGUCCAGGAGCAGACGUUCUUCUGCUGGAAUCCGCGCAGGGUCUCAGGGCCACGCCUCUGCCGGGGAUGCCCCCAAGUCAGGUGGGAUCCAGGCCCGAGCCCCGCCCCUGCUCCGCCCCGCGCCCCCGCCCCGCGCCCAGGAGCUCCCCCCUCCCCUCCGGGGGUACGGACACACUGGGUCCCCGCGAACUGCUCCGGGUGGCCACCAUCUCCCCUCCUGGUGCUCUUGGGCUCGUGCAUCUCUGCUCGGAACCGCGGCCGUGUCGUCCGCCUGCAGCCCGUCUCCAGGCUCCCGGCCAACCCCUGCUCGGGGCGCCGCCGCUGGGACGGCUCGGGCUCCGUCGCCGCCUCCUCUCUGGGCGCGCGUCCCGCCGCCCCGGCGAGUGUGCGGCUCGACCCGGGCCCAGGCCUCUGGCCGGGAAAGGACGGUCCCCGAAUGCAGGGAAAGCCGGGGAUCCUGAAGUCGUGGCUAGAGUCAAGGGCAACCAGGCUGCUGGAAUUGGGUCGAGAGAGUUCAUUCACUAAACAAUCGGGACCUUGAACUAAGAAUUCCCAAAAUGGGAGAGCAGAUGGUGAAGAAACAAACACCAUCAUCCCAGGCCCCUGCUUUUAAGGAGUGUGAAAUAAAUGGUUAAUUGUACAUAAUGAAACCAUUAAGCAUUGCCUCACAUUUCCCUCUUUCUUCUCUUAUGUUCUGCAGCUGGGUUCUAGCUAACCUCAGAUUUCCUAAUAAAGAAAAACCUGGUAACUCCAA
Molecule: messenger RNA, 1056 nt
Organism: Felis catus (domestic cat)
Lineage: Eukaryota; Metazoa; Chordata; Mammalia; Carnivora; Felidae
Exons: 5
Coding region: 1-843 (280 amino acids)
Source: RefSeq, a predicted model, not a curated record